Anopheles maculipalpis is the source of this 9437-nucleotide messenger RNA. It is a transcript of the gene Itpr, whose product is annotated as inositol 1,4,5-trisphosphate receptor. The transcript has 13 exons. Gene Ontology annotation, molecular function: inositol 1,4,5 trisphosphate binding; inositol 1,4,5-trisphosphate-gated calcium channel activity. The record is from RefSeq and is a predicted model, not a curated record. Lineage: Eukaryota; Metazoa; Arthropoda; Insecta; Diptera; Culicidae. Gene Ontology annotation, cellular component: endoplasmic reticulum; membrane. The coding region runs from base 44 to 9385 and encodes 3113 amino acids. Gene Ontology annotation, biological process: calcium ion transmembrane transport.
GACACGGUGCACGAAGACAUAGAAAAACACAAAAGCCUUCACAAUGGGUGAUAGCACGAUUGGAUCGGUAAGCUUCCUGCAUCUUGGGGACAUUGUGUCCCUGUACUCGGAAGGAAGUGUAUCCGGUUUUCUUAGUACCCUCGGCCUAGUCGAUGAUCGUGUGGUCGUGUGUCCCGGGGCUGGUGAUCUUAACGAUCCGCCGGAAAAGUUUCGCGACUGUCUCAUCAAAAUAUGUCCCAUGAAUCGGUACUCCGCCCAGAAGCAGUUCUGGAAGGCGGCCAAACAAAGCACAACAACGAACACCGACACGAGCCUGCUCAAGAGGUUGCACCAUGCGGCCGAAAUAGAGAAGAAACAAAAUGAGUCGGAAAACAAGAAGCUACUCGGCACGGUCGUUCAGUACGGCAGUGUCGUCCAGCUACUUCAUCUCAAAUCGAACAAGUACGUCACGGUAAAUAUCCGGUUGCCGGCUCUGCUCGAGAAGAACGCAAUGCGCGUGUACCUAGACGCGAACGGUAACGAGGGCUCGUGGUUCUACAUUAUGCCCUUCUACAAGCUCCGUUCGGCCGGUGACAAUGUGGUGGUGAGUGAUAAGGUAAUCCUUAAGCCAGUCAACGCGAACCGGCAGAAUCUGCACGUAGCCGCCACCUACGAACUGCCGGACAAUCCGGGCAGCAAAGAGGUGAACGUGCUGAACUCGUCCACCUCCUGGAAGAUCACACUCUUCAUGGAGCAGCGCGAAAAUCAGGAAGAUGUGCUGAAGGGUGGCGAUGUGGUACGGUUGUUUCACGCCGAACAGGAAAAGUUCCUCACGAUGGACGAGUACAAGAAGCAGCAGCAUGUGUUUUUACGUACGACCGGCAGAAGCAGUGCGACGGCGGCCACCAGCAGCAAAGCCCUGUGGGAGGUGGAAGUGGUUCAGCACGACAGUUGUCGGGGCGGUGCAGGGCACUGGAAUUCUUUGUUUCGCUUCAAACAUCUGGCUACCGGGUACUAUCUGGCGGCCGAAAUUGAUGAAGAUAUUUCGCGGACGGAAAAAUCGAGUAGUUCCAGCCAUCCACAGGGAGGCGAUUCGUUCCGCUUAGUACCGGUACCCCAUUCUACUGACAUUGCAUCUGUGUUUGAGCUCGACUCGACGACGAUCACACGGCCAGAAGGAUUGGUACCACAGUCGAGCUACGUUCGGUUGCGUCAUCUCUGUUCAAACACCUGGGUACAUGCCACUUCCGUUCCGAUCGACAUCGAUGAUGAUAAGCCGGUUAUGUCGAAGGUGGGCUGUUCCGCAAUCAAGGAAGAUAAGGAAGCGUUCCAACUGAUUCCAGUGUCUCCGGUGGAGGUGCGUGAUCUAGAUUUUGCCAACGAUGCCUGCAAGCUACUGCUAGCGAUGAGCACCAAGCUCGAGAAUGGAACAAUAUCCUCGAAUGAACGGCGAUCGUUGAUAGCACUGCUGCAAGAUAUUGUGUUCUUUAUUGCGGGUCAGGAGAAUGAUCAGAACAAAUCGGACGCGCUGGAUCUUACGAUCAACAAUCCGAACCGUGAUCGACAGAAGCUGCUGCGCGAACAGUACAUACUAAAGCAAUUGUUCAAGAUACUGCAGGGUCCGUUUCAGGAGACGAAAAACAACGAUGGACCGUUUCUGAAGAUCGACGAGCUGGGUGAUCCCAAGAAUGCCCCGUUCAAGAACAUUUUCCGUCUCUGCUACCGGAUACUAAAGCUCAGUCAGCAGGACUAUCGCAAAAAUCAAGAGUACAUCGCCAAACAUUUUGGGCUGAUGCAGAAACAGAUCGGGUACGAUAUACUGGCGGAGGAUACGAUCACUGCCCUGCUGCACAAUAAUCGUAAACUGCUCGAAAAACACAUUACCGCGGCGGAGAUUGAAACGUUCGUGGGGCUGGUGCGGAAGAACAUGCAGAGUUGGCAAUCGCGGUUCCUCGACUACCUUUCCGAUCUGUGUGUUUCGAACAAGAAAGCGAUCGCCGUAACGCAGGAACUGAUCUGCAAGAGUGUGUUGAGUGCGAAGAAUGCGGAUAUUCUAAUUGAAACGUUCCUGCGGGAGGUGGAUGAUGAUCCGCUCGGGUAUCUGAACGAGUUGGAGCGUGGAAAUCGAGAGUUUACUGAGAUACGAGAGGUGGAUGAAUCGAGUUCGGGAGCCGGAGCUGGCGAUGGAGAAUCGAAGGGAACGUCCGCCACUAACGGAAAGCGAAAGUUGGACGAAAAGAAGCGGUAUGAGGUGGUUCUAAUGUGGCAGAAUCGAACGCAAUCGAAAUCGAUGAGCCGACUUGCACAGGGAUUAAAGAUCGGACGUGCAGUAGAUACGGCCAUUCUCGACUAUUAUCGCCACCAGCUUAACCUGUUCUCCAACAUGUGCCUCAAUCGGCAGUACCUUGCGCUGAACAAUCUCUCCCCGCACCUCGACAUCGAUCUGAUACUGCGCUGCAUGUCGGACAAGACGGUGCCGUACGAUUUGCGUGCUUCGUUCUGUCGACUGAUGCUACACCUGCACGUCGAUCGCGACCCACAGGAACCGGUAACACCGGUCAAGUAUGCGCGUCUCUGGUCCGAAAUACCAACCGUCAUGUCGAUUAAUGAUUACGACAUCGAAAAGCAACCGGACAGCAACAAGGAAGCGGUACGGGCACGGUUCAACAAAACUAUCGCCUUCGUGGAGGACUAUCUGUGCAAUCAUGUCGUGUCGAAGAUGUGGUUUGCCGAUCAGGAUCAGAACAAGCUGACGUUCGAGGUGGUUAAGCUGGCGCGUGAUCUCAUCUACUUUGGAUUUUACAGCUUUAGCGAUUUGUUGCGGCUCACGAAAACGCUCCUAAACAUACUGGACUGUGUGUCGAGCAGUGAAGCGGACGGAACGGGACUGCCAACCGGCCAUAUUGAUUGUAAGUGUAUAUCGACCGAAAAGGGAACGGCAUCAUCAUUGCCCGGUAUCGCGGUACAAAUCGAAGCCGGUGGUUGCGGCGGUGGCGUAUCAACGGCUAUCGCGCCUAGUAAGGAGAUGAACGUUCGCAAAGAUUCUAAUGAUAGUGGGGGAUUACUAACGACAGAGUUUGGGUUGCCUAAAAAGCUUAACCGGUCCGCUUCAACGGUGGCCGUGCUGGCUGCCAUCGAAGCAACAAAGUGUGCAUCGAAGCUUCGCUCCGGUAGCAUCCCGGAAGCGAACAUCGGUGGGCCUGUCGGUACCAAUGAUACUGGUAAUGCGGAAGGAGGCGUAUUGCGACGCAUCGGUGAUAUGGGUGCCGUGAUGACUUCGCUUACCCUCGGUCCCAUCUCGACCGCCAUUGUGUCACCCACCAUACAGCACCGUAAAUCCGUCUCCCAGCUGAUGAAAGAAUACCCGCUGGUGAUGGACACCAAGCUAAAGAUAAUCGAAAUCCUUCAGUUCAUCCUGGACGUUCGUCUAGACUAUCGGAUUAGCUGUUUGCUAUCGAUCUUCAAGCGUGAGUUUGAUGAAAAUGAACAGACGGCAGCUACCGUUGCCAAUAUGCCACUUGCUCCUCCAACCGUUAUCGUGCCUGAAGCACCAACAAUCGUUCAACCUAGUGCUGUUGCUCCUUCCUCGGUGAAUGAUCCGUCGCCAUCAGUUUCGGUCGUAGUACCGUCGGAAAGUACACCGAAGGAAGAAAGCAAUAGCAUUGCAGGAGAUACUACUUCCGAGGUCUCACUAACGCUGAGCAACACAACAACGGAAACGACAACUACAACCACAUCGGACUCCACCUCGGAAGGGUAUGUAACGAUGUCUAGCGAGAGUACCUCUAUGACGGAAGGCAUCAGCAGCAGUAACCCGUCCAAAACCGAGAGCAAUCUUCCACCCACAGCGGAAAACAUAAAUUUGCGCCAGAAAAAUAUCGAUUUGGAAUCGAUCGGAUACCAAGCGGAAGGCAUAUUUGGCUGUACCGAGGACACGUACAAUCCGCUCGACCUGGAUGGACAGGGUGGGCGUACGUUCCUGCGCGUUCUGUUGCAUCUUAUCAUGCACGAGUAUCCUGCCCUCGUGUCCGGUGCGCUCCAUCUCCUUUUCCGCCACUUUAGUCAACGUCACGAGGUGCUGCACGCUUUCCGACAGGUGCAGCUGCUGGUGUCGGACAGCGAUGUGGAGUCGUACAAGCAGAUCAAAUCGGACCUCGACGUACUGCGGCAGAGUGUGGAAAAGUCGGAACUGUGGGUGUACAAAUCGAAACAGACGGAUGAUUUGCUCGCUGGUGGUGGUGAAGGCGGAGAUGGUGCCGAUGGCGGUGGCGGGGGAGGCAAGGGUGGCAAUGAGCAGGGUGAUGGUGGAACGGGAAGUGGUAAGUCGGGUGCGAGCAAUACGAAGGGGAAGCCGGAAUUGGUAAAGCAAGAAUCGCAGCUUAACUUCGAUCAGGGUCCGGAGCUAAAUCCGGAACAAUCGUUGGAGUACAAGAAAAUUCAACAGAUAUUGAUACGAAUGAACAAGCUCUGCAUUACGGCUACUGGGCCGGAUGGUUUCGUGAAGCCACGCAAACAUGAACAACGACUGCUGAGGAACGUUGGAGUACAUACGGUGGUGCUGGAUUUGCUUCAAAUCCCGUACGACGAAAAGGAUGAUUACCGGAUGAAUGAGUUGAUGCGAUUGGCGCACGAAUUUCUGCAGAACUUCUGUUUAGGCAAUCAACAGAAUCAGAUACUGUUGCACAAGCAGUUGGAUCUGUUUUUAAAUCCGGGGAUCCUGGAAGCUGAAACGGUGUGCGCCAUCUUCAAGGAUAACCUUAACCUCUGCAAUGAAGUGAGCGAUAAGGUGGUACAACACUUUGUGCACUGUAUCGAAAUACACGGCCGUCACGUAGAGUACCUUAAGUUCCUGCAGACGAUCAUCAAGGCGGAGAAUCAAUUCAUACGCAAAUGUCAGGAUAUGGUGAUGCAGGAACUUGUCAACGCAGGCGAGGAAGUGCUCGUUUUCUACAACGAUAAAGGUUCAUUCAACUAUUUCGUGGAGUUAAUGCGAUCGUACAGUGCCGGUACGUUGGCCGAUUCCAGUCCGCUCAUGUAUCAUAUCGAGCUGGUAAAGCUGCUUGCCUGCUGUACGAUGGGCAAGAACGUGUACACGGAGAUCAAGUGCAACAGUUUGCUGGCGCUGGACGAUAUUGUGGCGAUGAUAUCGCAUCCGGACUGUAUUCCGGAGGUAAAGGUAGCGUACGUGGAUUUCCUGUGCCAUUGCUACAUCGACACGGAGGUUGAGGUGAAGGAGAUUUACUCGUCGAACCAUAUGUGGUGUCUGUUCGAGAAGUCGUUCCUGAUCGAUAUCAACAAUGUGGUGAAGGGUGGUUCGUUCACUAAUCGGCAGCUGGAGAACUACGUUUGCAAUGAGGUGAUGAACAUACUGACGACGUUCUUCAACAGUCAGUUUUCCGACCAGAGUACGGCUUUACAGAAAAGGCAACUCAUCUUCGUAAAGAUCCUGCAAAAUUCCUUCAAACUCACGCAAUGCAAGGGUCUCACACCAUCGCAGCGUUUUAACGUGGAAAACUGUAUACGCACCUUGUCCGAAAAGGCGAAACCCCGCGGCAUUGCCAUCCCGAUCGAUCUCGAAAACCAGGUGGUGAAGAUGUUCAAUAAAACGGCCAUGCUUUCGCGCCAAACGAGCAAAUGGUUGCUGGUGACGAAGCAAACCAAAAUGGAACGAUCCCAGUCACAGAUUAUGCGUAUGGAUCGUAGCAUUAUCGAGGGUCUGCAGGACAUUGUGUCACUGCUGGAGGAUAAACUGAAACCACUCGUCGAAGCAGAACAAUCGCUGCUGGUAGAUAUCCUUUACCGUUCCGAGCUGCUUUUCCCGCUCAACACGGAAUCUCGCAAAAAGUGUGAAACGGGUGAUUUCAUCCGACAUCUUAUAAAGCACACGGAGAAGCUGCUCGAAGAGAAAGAGGAGAAACUGUGCGUGAAGAUACUGAAAACACUCAAAGAGAUGAUGACGAUUGAUUGUGAUUACGGUGAUAAGGGUGAUCAUUUGCGUACAAUUUUGCUGAAGCGUUACUUUGGGCAAGAUUUUACGCUUCAGGCACCGAUACCAGCGCUACCGGGAGCUGUAGGACCGGCCGUUUUACAACCGGUUAACGUAGCAACGGUAGUUAGCUCACCGAUGGCUAGCGUGUCCCACGGGCCAGGCGCUAAGUAUCUUAUCCGGGCCGGACGGACCCUGCACGAGGUACAGAAUCAUCUAGAUAAGGAGGGUGCAAGCGAUCUGGUGAUAGAGCUGGUCAUAAAGUCGAUCAAUUCACCGUCUAUCUUCGUUGAAGCGAUCGAACUGGGCAUUGCAUUGCUCGAGGGAGGAAAUCCCAUCAUCCAGAAGGGGAUGUACAACAAGUUCCUGAGCAACGAUCUAAGCCAAUCGUUCUUUAAAGUGUUUUUCGAUAAGAUGAAAGAUGCCCAGCAAGAGAUCAAGUCGACCGUUACGGUGAACACGUCUGAUAUGGCUGCGAACAAGGCGAGCGAAAGUAAGGUUGAGGGGAAAGAUUUGGACAAGAUUGGCCAGCGGAAGAACGUGAACAAGGUGAACGGGAUCGUCAUUACGGAGGACUUCAAGGAGGAGCUCCAAAAUGCAGCCCUUAUGACGCAACAGUCGUACAUAAACGCGCGCAACUUAGCGGCCACUUCCGACGGGACUGGUUCCGAUAAUGGAGAUGAAAAUUCUCUGAUGAGCAUUGGCAGUUCCGCGCUUGAGGAUAUACUGGCGGAAAAGCUCGAGAAGCACAAGGAUAAGGAUGAGAAUAAUAAGCUGUCAAACAAGGUGCUCGUAAUGCAACCAAUCUUGCGCUUUUUGCAGCUGCUGUGCGAGAAUCACAAUCCUGAGUUGCAGAACUUGCUGAGGAAUCAGAACAACAAGACAAACUAUAAUCUUGUGUCGGAGACGCUCAUGUUUUUGGAUUGUAUCUGCGGUUCAACGACCGGUGGGCUAGGGCUGCUUGGGCUUUACAUCAACGAGAACAAUGUGUCGCUGAUUAAUCAGACGCUCGAAACGCUGACGGAGUACUGUCAGGGACCGUGCCACGAUAAUCAGAACUGCAUUGCAACGCACGAAUCGAACGGAUUGGAUAUUAUUACGGCGCUUAUUUUGAACGAUAUCAAUCCGCUAGGGAAGAAUCGCAUGGAUUUGGUGUUGGAGUUGAAGAAUAAUGCGUCGAAAUUGCUUUUGGCGAUCAUGGAGUCACGUGGUGAUAGUGAGAAUGCGGAACGUAUCCUAGCCAACAUGAAUCCGAAACAGCUGGUUGAGGUAGCGUGCCGAGCGUAUCAUCAGGAUGAGAACAUUUUGAUGCUACUAAAUCAGAGUGAUGGAGGAGGAAGUGGCAGUGGAGUCGGUGGUGGUGGAGGAACAGGCGGUAGCGGGUCAAGUGAUGAUGGAUAUGGAAGCUUACGGCACGAUCUCGGUGACGAUGGGCACGAUGAUGAUGAUGUCGGAGUUUCCCCGAAGGAAGUCGGACACAACAUCUACAUCCUGUGUCACCAGCUGGCACAGCAUAAUAAAGAGCUGGCGGGUUUGUUAAAGAUUGAUAGUUUUAACAGUGGUACUGCAGGUAAUAGUGCCGCACCGCCCAGUGUGCCCACCUUCCCUGGUGCAAAUCCGAGCAGUCUUGGUGGUGGACCGCCCAGUAGCAGUAGUAGUAACAGCGCUACGAGUAAAGCAAACAGCAAAACGAAUCAAGCCCUUCUGUACUAUCAAACACACACGGCACAAAUCGAAAUCGUUCGACAUGAUCGUACGCUGGAGCAGAUCGUGUUUCCAAUACCGGAGAUCUGCGAAUACCUGACCAAGGAUACGAAGGUGCGUGUGCUGAAUACGGCGGAGCGGGAUGAUCAGGGUAGCAAGGUGGCAGACUUCUUCGAUCGGCACGAGGCGAUGUUCAAUGAAAUGAAAUGGCAGAAGAAGCUUCGUGGUCAGCCGGCCCUAUUCUGGGUGAGCAGUUACAUGUCGCUGUGGAGCAACAUUCUGUUCAAUUUGGCCGUGCUGAUCAACUUGAUUGUGGCGUUUUUCUAUCCCUUCGAGAAUGCACUUCCAGAAUUAAGCUUUCAUCUUUCGUCGCUAAUCUGGAUCGUAAUGUUGGUAUCGUUAGCGAUCGUAAUUACUCUUCCACGUCAAUCGGGCAUUCGGACGUUCGUGGUAGCAUUAAUACUAAGGCUCAUCUUUUCCUGCGGUCCAGAACCGACCCUCUGGCUACUCGGGUGCAUCACCGUCAUCAUGAAGGGUGUACAUAUUAUCAGCCUGAUGGGCAAUUAUGGUACGCUGGAAAAACACUUUGUGUCGAUCAUUACGGAUGCGGAGCUGCUCUACCACUUCUUUUAUCUUCUGUUCUGUGUGUUCGGUGUACUGUUGCAUCCAUUUUUCUUCUCCAUUUUGCUGUUCGAUGUGGUGUAUCGAGAAGAAACGCUUCUCAACGUGAUCCGGUCGGUGACGCGAAACGGGCGCUCGAUCAUAUUAACUGCCGUCCUUGCACUGAUCCUCGUUUACAUGUUCUCUAUUAUUGGGUACAUGUUCUUCCGGGACGAUUUCCUCGUGCCGGUCGAUGAAGAGUACAAUGCAGCUUCUGCCAGCGCCAUCGGGGAUACCGAUUGUACCGGAGAGCCAACCGUAAGCCACAUGGUACCACCGGACGUGAUAGUGGAGCAAGUGGUUCAGCAAACCUGUUCGAAGCUUCCCACAUCCGCAAGCAGUGAACUCGAAUCAAGCGAUGGUGGUGAUAUGAAGGAACGUGGAUGUGAUUCAAUGAUUAUGUGCAUCAUCACGACGCUCAACCAAGGUUUAAGGAACGGUGGUGGUAUUGGUGACAUACUGCGUGCACCGAGCAGAAAGGAAACACUGUUCGUACCGCGCGUUAUCUACGAUUUGCUGUUCUUCUUCAUCGUCAUCAUUAUUGUGCUGAACCUGAUCUUCGGUGUGAUCAUCGACACGUUUGCCGAUCUGAGAAGCGAAAAGCAGCAGAAAGAGCUGAUACUGAAAAAUACCUGCUUCAUCUGUGGACUGAACCGUUCCGCGUUCGACAACAAAACGGUUAGCUUCGAGGAGCACAUAAAGAACGAGCACAACAUGUGGCACUAUCUGUACUUUAUUGUGCUGGUGAAGGUGAAAGAUCCAACCGAAUUUACUGGCCCGGAAAGCUAUGUGCACGCGAUGGUAAAGGCAAACAUACAAGAUUGGUUUCCACGGCUGCGAGCCAUGUCGCUGGCCGCAGUUGACGGUGAUGGAGAGCAGAUUGAGCUGAGAAGUUUGAAGAAUCUGCUCGAAACGAACCACAUCGCAGUGCGCGAACUAAUGACGCAGAUUAUGGAGCUGGAAAAUAAGAUGACCGAACAGCGCAAACAGCGGCAACGGCACGCCCUGCUCAACCCAACCACAUCCACCUCGUACCAGUUCUAUCCGCAGCUCUGAUGCUCAUCGUCCGUGCUGCUCGGUGGUGAUGAGGGCCGUAGAAAAUUGAUGG